Molecule: messenger RNA, 1541 nt
Organism: Dermacentor silvarum
Lineage: Eukaryota; Metazoa; Arthropoda; Arachnida; Ixodida; Ixodidae
Product: BLOC-1-related complex subunit 8
Exons: 1
Coding region: 298-846 (182 amino acids)
Cellular component (GO): BORC complex
Source: RefSeq, a predicted model, not a curated record
AGUUGGAAGCGUAGUUUUCCCUCUAGUUUUCCUUUUUUUGCAUAACUCCGAGCAGGAAGCGACUCCAAGCGAAGCAUAAAUAAUCCCCUCUUUGAAAAUUAAUCCCGUAAGUGCGCGCAGAGCUGCGUAUGUCGUUUCUGUGCGGCGCCCGUCAAACACUCCUAUUAACGAUCGUCCGCAACGUGUAGAUCAGCAGUUUGCAUCGCUCAGCCUGUGGCUCAGCUUGCUGGCGAUUGAGGAGGUUGCCCAAUCUUUCCGGUUUCGACAGCGAACUGAUCGAAGUCUCUGCGGGGAUCCAUGGCCACGGAGGCCGUGCCUGUUGCCGAAGAGGCUCGGCCAAACGUUGACCUCGAGCUGGAGCAGCGUGUCAAAGGCACCUGCGGCCGCAUCUCGGAGAACGUGCACAUUUUCGCGAACGAGCCGUCGCUGGCGUGCUAUCGGCUGCAAGAGCAUGUCCGCAAGUCGCUGCAGCCGACCGUCGAGAGGCGUCUGCAGAUGGCCGAACUGCGGCAAGAGUUGCGCGGCAAGUGCUACGACUUGGACUACGCCAUCGCGGCGCUGCGUGGCUUCCAGCAGAGCCGCCAACAUCUGGCCAACGUGCAGGACCUGCUGCGCAACGCGGUCUUCAUGAAGCAGCAGCUGGCGCACCGCGAAGCACGCGCUGCUGCCACCAGUGCAGCGCAGUCGACCGGUCGCCGGCAGCAGUUGCUGCAACAGCAGCGACUGUCGCUAGACCUUCCUCAAAAGGCUGCCCGUCUGAGCAGCUCGCCAUCACUGGGGGCGGCUGACAUGCGGCUGGGGUCGCAGCGAUCAGCGUCCCCAAGGCGGCCUAGCGAUCAGCGUUAAAUUGUUAAUAGCCUGCGGAGGACGCAAGCGGGUAGUUUCAGCAUAGUGUAAACGCAGGAAAAAAAAAAAAAAAAAAACAAUGCAAGGAAACUCUAUGACGUAGAAGAGAGCAGCAGCGCUGAUGGCGACACCUAAUGACGCGGGGCUGAACUGAAAUUUUUGAGCGUGUGUUCUUCUGGGUUCAGAAAAAAAAAAAAGUAAAAACGAAACAGCUUCACGAUUAUUUCAUUUCCUACAGGUUUACACCAGCACAUAAGUAGUAGAUAUUUGCUGAUUGCACUAACAACAGUUGUUGUAUGUAGCACCACGGGAUGUCGUCACCAGUUCACCAUGCGUUUCAUCACUUACACAUUUGUGCCAACAAGCAUGUUUACACAUGCUGAAAUGCUCUGCAGACAAUGCCUUUUUCGUUGUGGUGACACUGACAUCACUCAGCUGUGCUUGUGGAAAGCGGACAGGAUGGUGCAUUUGGUUGCCUGCUGCACUCAGCAGUACCACACGACAGGAACCAAGAUGACGAAUGAUCGUUACCACUGUGACAGCCUUUGACCUGUGACUGGAACUAUAGCCACCCCAUUUGUUGAUGGUGUAAUCCCAUCAAAAUGUGGACAAACAGUGAACUUGGUGGUUGGUGAAGUUAAUCCAAGAACUGGCAGUAAAUGUGCACAACAUAAACAGGGAAAGAGUACAAGGCA